Mercurialis annua (annual mercury) is the source of this 1782-nucleotide messenger RNA. RefSeq lists its product as uncharacterized. Bases 1 to 1782 code for a protein of 593 amino acids. Lineage: Eukaryota; Viridiplantae; Streptophyta; Magnoliopsida; Malpighiales; Euphorbiaceae. The transcript is spliced from 2 exons. Gene Ontology annotation, biological process: DNA repair; telomere maintenance. The record is from RefSeq and is a predicted model, not a curated record. Gene Ontology annotation, molecular function: DNA helicase activity.
AUGCUAUUAAAUAUAGUUAAAGGGCCUCGCAGUUUUGAAGACAUAAGGACAGUAGGUGAAAUUCAAUAUCCAGCUCUCCAAGUGACUUGCAUGGCUUAUGGUUUAUUAUACGAUGAUAAGGAGUGGAUUCAAGUUUUGGAUGAAUCUACAGCAUGGGCUUCAUCGCAACAGUUGCGUAGACUUUUUGUCAUAUUACUUAUUUUCUGUGAUGUCGGUGAUCCUGUGAGGUUAUUCAAUACGUUUUGGCGUACUUUGGCGGACGAUGUUGAAUAUAAUAUGCUUCGCAUUUUUGGUAUUGCGUAUACCACUAUACCAGACGAAUUCGUGAAAAAACACGUGCUUUUCGAGCUUGAAAAGUUAUUGAAUCGUAAAGGAAAUUCGCUUCCAGAUUACAAUCUUCCUUUGCCUGCAUGCUCUGUAUUUGCUAAUUCCACAAACAAGCUUAUUGUUGAGGAACUAUUGUUUGACCCGUUUGAUUUAAAAAUAAAAUAUGAAUUGAUGGUAAACACUCUAAAUAAUGUACAUAAUACAAUUCACGAUGAUAUCGAUAAUUCAGUUCAAUCUGGGGAUGGUAGGCUUUUUUUCAUUUAUGGACAUGGCGGAACUGGGAAAACUUAUUUAUACAAAACAAUUAUAUACAAGUUCAGGUCAGAAGGCAAGAUAGUUUUAGUUGUUGCAUCAUCUGGUAUUGCGUCGCUACUAUUACCGGGUGGUCGAACUGCACAUUCAAGAUUUAAAAUUCCAAUUAACUUAGAUGACUAUUCCUCGUGUGAAAUUAAAAGGGGUACACAGUUAUCAGAGCUAAUCAAACAGUCUGCCUUGGUUAUUUGGGACAAAGCGCCCAUGAACCGCUGCCAUUGUUUUGAAGCCAUUGAUCGUUGUUUUCGUGAUAUUUUAUCUACGUCCUGUGAAAAUUUUAAAAAUUUGCCGUUUGGUGGUAAGACUUUUGUAUUGGGUGGUGAUUUCCGGCAGAUCUUGCCUAUUGUGCCCCAAGGAACGAAAGAAGAUAUACAUGUCAAGACAAAUCGAAUGUUUGACGAGGAAAAUAAUUGGAUAAACAUACCUUCUAAAUUUAUAAUUACUUAUGAUGACAAUCCAAUUGAUAGUAUUAUUACCUAUGUAUAUACUGAAUUUAUGGAAAGUUAUAUGCACCUUACAUAUUUACAGGAAAGGGCAAUUUUAUGUCCUCGAAACGAAGUGGUUGAAAUAAUAAAUUCUGUCGUGUUGGAUUUAGUACCUGAACAAGAUCACGUAUAUUAUAGUUACGAUAGUAUAUGUAAUAAUUCGAGUAAUUUAGAAGAAUUGUUAUUGCUUUAUCCUGUUGAAUUUUUAAACACUCUUCAAUUGGAUGGCUUCCCACAACAUGCCUUGAAACUGAAACUAGACACACUUGUGAUGUUGCUAUGCAAUUUGAAUCCUUCAGUAGGUCUGUGCAAUGGAACUCGGUUAUUGAUAAUUCAAUUAGGUGUACGUGUGAUUGAAGCUCAAAUUAUGACAGGUUCAUUUGCCGGUGAUCGGGUUUUCAUCCCGCGUAUAGUUUUGUCAGCAAUAGAUAAAAAAUGGCCUUUUAUUUUAAAACGUCGACAAUUUCCUUUACGUAUUUGCUAUACCAUGACAAUCAAUAAAAGUCAAGGGCAAACUUUAAGUAAAAUAGAAAUUUUCUUAGACCACCCUGUAUUUACGCAUGGACAGUUAUAUGUUGCAUUAUCACGUGUCAUGAAUGAAAACGGUAUAAGUUUGUUAAUAAAAAAAACGACAAAGAUGCUGAAGGCAUAUAUUUGA